Prinia subflava (tawny-flanked prinia) is the source of this 4602-nucleotide messenger RNA. RefSeq names its product nucleoporin 160 (gene NUP160). The record is from RefSeq and is a predicted model, not a curated record. Gene Ontology annotation, molecular function: structural constituent of nuclear pore. Gene Ontology annotation, cellular component: nuclear pore. Bases 145 to 4329 code for a protein of 1394 amino acids. The transcript is spliced from 35 exons. NCBI's taxonomy places the organism in Eukaryota, Metazoa, Chordata, Aves, Passeriformes, Cisticolidae.
UCUCUCUCUUGCCCCCUUGCCCUUCCGCCCGCCAGGGGGCGCCCGCCUCCUCCUGCCCCCGUCCUCCCGCCCGCCAGGGGGCGCCCGCUCCACUCCCUUCCCGUCGUGCCCCGCUCGGCCGAGGCGGGAACGCGGCUGCUUAAGAUGGCGGCGGCGCUGGCGGCGCGGAGCUGCCUCGAGCUGAGCGCGGCUGGCCGGGCCCCGCCGCGACCCCCGCAGGAGCUGCUCUUCGUGCCCCCCGGCAUCGCCCCGCUCCCCGCCGGGCGCUACAGUGACAGCGCCGGCGGCUUCUGCUAUCAAGAGAGCGCGCAGCUCGGGGCCGCCACCAGGAAUCGCUGGGUACGAUGGAGCACGUCGGGGGACACGGUGGAGCUGGUGGAGGAGUCCCUGGACGUGAACCUGCUGAACAACGCGGUGCGGCUGCGGAUCCAGGGCUGCCCGCUGCUGCCGGGCGGGGUGCACCUGUGCGAGGUGCAGAGUCACCUGGUGGUGCUGCUGCUCACAGCGCAGACCGUGCACCGGCUGCUGCUCCCGCACCCCGCCCGCCUCUACCGCAGCGAGCUGAUAACAGAGAGCCAGGUGCAGUCCGUGUUUACAGAUAUCAGCAAAAUCCACAUCAGGGAUCCCUCCAAUUACUAUGUGAUUCCCAGUGUGCCGGGGCUGGCUCCCAACUCUGUGGCCUCUGCAGCCUGGCUGAGCAGCGAGGGGGAGGCUCUCUUCGCCCUUCCCUCUGCCUCAGGAGGGAUCUUUGUCCUUAAGCUGCCUCCUCCUGAUGUUCCGGGGAGCGUUUCUGUCGUGGAGUUGAAGCAGAGCUCGGUGGUGCAGCGUUUCCUCACGGGCUGGAUGCCGACUGCCAUCAGAGGCGAUGGCGGCCCCUCGGAUGUGCCCGUCAGCCUCUCCGUGCACUGCCUGGAUCACGACGCCUUCCUCUUCGCCCUCUGCCAGGACCACAAGCUCCGGAUGUGGUCCUACAAGGAUCAGAUGUGCCUGAUGGUGGCGGAUCUGCUGGAGUUCAUGCCGGUCAGCAGGGACCUGCGGCUGGCGGCCGGCACCGGGCACCGCCUGCGCCUGGCCUUCUCCCAGUCCCUGGGGCUGUACCUGGGAGUCUACAUGCACGCUCCCAAGCGAGGGCAGUUUUGUGUCUUCCAGCUGGUGAGCACUGAGAGCAACCGCUACAGCCUUGACCACAUCUCCUCGCUGUUCUCCUCGCAGGAGACUCUGGUUGACUUCGCCUUAACCUCAGCCGAGAUCUGGGCCCUGUGGCACAACGAGGAGAACCAAACUGUUGUGAAAUACAUCAACUUUGAGCAGAAUGUUGCAGGCCAGUGGAACCAGGUGUUCGUGCAGCCGCUCCCUGAGGAGGAGGUGACAGUCCGACAGGAUCAGGACCCCAGGGAAAUUUACUUGGAAUAUCUCUUCAUGCCAGGCCGGUUCAGUAAUGCAGCUAUCCAGAAGGCUUUGCAGAUCUUUUCUCAAGGAACUGAGAGGCACAUGGAUCUGACAUGGCAUGAGUUAAGGAAAGAGGUCACCUUAGCUGUGGAAAACGAGUUCCAGGGCAGCGUGACGGAAUAUGAGUGCUCCCCAGAGGAGUUUUGGCAGCUGCAGGUGGAAUUCUGGUCUAAGUUCUAUGCCUGCUGCCUGCAGUACCAGGAAGCUCUCUCCCGGCCCCUGGCCUUGCACCUGAACCCCUACACCAGCAUGGUGUGCCUGCUAAAGAAGGGCUCCAUGUCCUUCCUCGUGCCCUGCUCCUUGGUUGAUCAUCUCUAUCUCCUCUCCAAUGAGCACCUCCUGACCGAGGAUGAUGCUGCCAUCUUUGAAGAUUUGGAGAUGUCUCGUGAUGUUGUCUGUCUUGUCCAGUGCCUUCGCCUGAUCGGAGAAUCAAUUUCCAUGGAAAUGGCAUUCAUCAUGGAAAUGGCUUGCUCCCGCCUCCAGCCUCCAGAAAAGGCUGCAGAGCAGAUCCUGGAGGACUUGAUAGCUAAUGACACGGAAAACGUGAUGGAGGAUAUCCACAGCAAACUGCAGGAGAUCAGGAACCCCAUCCACGCCAUCGGAUUGCUCAUCCGAGAGAUGGACUACGAGACAGAUGCUGACAUGGAAAGAGCUCCUCGCCUGGCGCUGCGCAUGAGCCUGGCGCAGCUCUUCGGCAGCGGCACCGCGGCGCACGUGGUGUGCGGAGGGGUGGCCAAGAUCUGCUCCGUGCGCUUCCUGCUCUGCCGGGACCUGCUCAUCCUGCAGCAGCUCCUGCUGCGCCUCGGAGAUCCCAUGGUUUUGGGAGGCGGACAGCUCUUCCAGUCCCAGCAGGACUUGCUGCACCGCACCUCUCCCCUGCUGCUGUCUUACUUCCUGAUCCGGUGGGCGAGCCAGUGCCUGGCCUCGGACGUCCCUGUGGACACGCUGGAAUCCAAUCUGCAGCAUCUCUCCGUGUUGGAGUUAGCAGACACCACGGCUCUGACACCACACAAACUGGUAUCCAGCCCUCAAACCAUCGUGGAGCUCUUCUUUCAGGAAGUGGCCAGAAAACACAUCAUAUCCCGACUCUUCCUGCAACCAAACACCUCUUUGGCUGAGACAAGUUUGAACUGGCCCCACCUUAUCACCUCAAUAGUGGCUGAUUUUCUGCCUCUCCUAUGGCCCAGCAAUCCCAGCUUCCUCUUCCCAGAGUGCCUGAUGGGAAGCUGUCAGUACACCCAGCUCCAGGAAUACAUCCGACUGCUGCAGCCAUGGUGCCACGUGAACAUGGGCUCCUGCUGCUUCAUGAUGGGCAGGUGCUACCUCGUCAUGGGUGAAGGGCACAAGGCUUUGGACUGCUUCUGCCAAGCUGCCUCCGAGGUGGGAAGAGAAGAGUUCCUGGACAGGCUGAUCCAGCCCGAGGAGGGUGAGGUGGUCUCCACACCACGCCUGCAGUACUACAACAAGGUCCUUCGCUUGUUGGAGAUGCUGGGGUUGCCGGAGCUGGUCAUCGAGCUGGCCACCCUGGCCAUCAUGGAAUCAGCAGAUGACUGGAGGAGCCAGGCUACUUUGAGGACCUGCAUCUUCAAACAUCACUUGGAUUUGGGGCACAAUAGCGAAGCCUAUGUGGCCUUAACACAAAACCCAGAUCCAAGCAGGCAGCUGGACUGCCUACGCCAGCUAGUGGUGGUUCUCUGCGAGCGCUCCCAGCUCCAGGACCUGGUGGAAUUCCCUUACGUGAACCUGCACAAUGAGGUCGUCGGGAUCAUCGAGUCCCACGCUCGGGCUGUGGAUCUGAUGACUCACAACUACUACGAGCUGCUCUACGCGUUCCACGUGUACCGGCACAACUACCGGAAAGCUGGAACGGUGAUGUUUGAGUACGGCAUGCGGCUGGGCAGGGAGGUGCGCACGCUGCGGGGGCUCCAGAAACAGGGGAAUUGUUUCCUGGCUGCCAUCAACUGCCUGCGGCUGAUCCGCCCAGAGUACGCCUGGAUAGUGCAGCCAGCCUCUGGAGCUGUGUAUGAGCGCCCGGGAGCAUCCCCGAAGAGGAGCCACGAUGGAGAGUGCAUGGCUGUUCCCACCACUCGGCAGAUCGAGAUCCUGGAGCUGGAGGAUUUGGAGAGGGAAUGUCUGCUGGCGCGGAUCCGGCUGACCCUGGUGGAACACGACGUGUCAGCAGCAGCAGUGGCAGGCAACUCCACACCCGAGGAAACGGUGUCUCUGCUGGUGCGGGCCGGGCUCUUCGACUCGGCUGUCACCCUGUGCCAAACCUUCAAGCUGCCCUUGACGCCCAUCUUUGAGGGCCUGACCUUCAAGUGCAUCAAGCUCCAGCUGGGAGGGGAAGCAGCACAGGCAAAAGCCUGGGACUGGCUGGCAGCCAACCAACUCUCGGCCCUGGUCACCACCAAGGAGUCCAGUGCCACAGAUGAAGCCUGGAGGCUGCUGUCAUCUUACUUGGAGCGUUACCCAUCCCAGAACAGCCUGUACCAUCGCUGCGUCAUCAACAAGCUCCUGGCACACGGGAUACCUCUGCCCAACUGGCUCAUUAACAGCUACAAGGAAGUGGACGCUGCUGAGCUGCUGCGCCUGUACCUGAACUACGAUCUGCUGGAGGAGGCCGUGGAUUUGGUCCUGGAGUACGUGGAUGCUGUGCUGGGCAAAGGGCACCAGUACUUUGGGAUCGAGGUCCCUCUGUCCCCAGCGUCCCCCACGAUGUGGCUCCCCUACACUGCCAUUGACCAGCUGCUGCAGGCGCUGCGGGAGAGCAGCGCCAGUGAGAACAGCGUCGUGCUCUAUGAGAAGCUGAACGACAAGAUGGAGGACUACCAGCAGAAGGUCAGCGUGGCCACCAUGGAGCGCCUGUACUGCCGGCCCUAGUGCUGGUGACAUCCCCAGGAGCGUCACCAUCCCACCCUGCGGUGCUGGUUUUACCCAUUUUUUUUCCAUGAGGAUCCGGUUCAGGGAGGUGGAGUGCUGAUGGGUGUCCCCUCACUGUCCCUUUUGCGGGCAGUGGGUGGGUAACAGAGCUGGGGUGUGGGGCCAUGACACCCCCUUGAUCUCUGCCUUCUCCACAUAUGGAACUGUUGGGAAUUUCUUUUAUUUAUUGGUAUGUUUUUGGAUCAACUUUAAUAAAAUGAAAGUGUUAUUUGA